CCUGUUAAAUUGGCCGCGAUAUGUUAGGUAAGGAGAGUUUUCCCUCGGGUUACCUUUAGAAAAAUUUCAUCUUUUGCCACUGAUACCAUCAGCUUUUUCGAACAGGUAAUUACGCUUUCCUAAUUAUUUUUUCCUAUGGACAACUAUAAUAUAUUGUUGUUAUAUAUUAUGUGUGCUCUGCGUCGACAAAUGCUCGAUGACUGAUUCAGAUCAUAGCAUUGUACAGAAAUCUAUGCGGAUUUUCAAUGUUUAUUAUGUGAUAAAUUUGUAAAUAUGAUAAAUAAAUAAAAAAGCAGUAGCGAGCGAUGCAGUUUAGGUUACAGUAAAAUAUUUAGAAUUAUUGCAAAAUUCCUUAGUAAAAAUAUAACAGUGACAGACAAGGAUGCAGCGUCUCAAAGCCACCGUGAAGCAGUAGUGGACCUGCUCUGAGAAAGAACGCUUGUAUACAAUUUAAUGAAGGAUAACGACUUGUGACGUCACUGUGGGUUUUCGAAGAACAACUAUUAUUUUUUCAGACAAGACGUAAAAACUAAAAAUGAACAUCAGCAGACGCGAACUGGUUAUACCAGUCUGUAUGUUUGCUGUCUUCGUCCUGUGGAUCUCCGGCUCGACAGGUACCACCUUCAUCCCUAAUCUAACAGAGCGCUGUUACAGAUGCCUUUGCUACGUGUCCACAAAAUGUGAUAGGUCUUAUGGCUGUGCGGGGGGAUAUUGUGGCCCGUUCAACAUAUCCAGAGUGUACUGGGUUGAUGCUGGGAAGGUAGUCAUGAAGGAAGACGACCCAGAGAGAAAUCACGCUUGGGCUGAUUGCGCUAGAAAUUAUUUCUGUGCUAAAAAGAUCAUCGAAGGAUAUUUACAAAGAUUUGGCAAGGAUUGCAACGGUGACGGCGUCACCAACUGCUUUGACUAUAUGAUGGUGAACGGUAAUGGCGGAUACGGCUGCACCGCGCCCCUCAAUAGGUCUGAAAACGGCAGGAGAUGGCUGCAGAGAUACUCCGAGUGUCAGCUUUAGACUCUAAUACAAUAUCCUAAUGCCACCAGAUUGAACUACUUACGGUCGAUUUCAAAAAGCAACCUAACCUAACCUAGUAUGUACUAAACAGAAUAAAAGUUAUUGUCAUGCUGACAGACAAAGAGUUGUAGGCAAGAACGUCAUACAAAAUUUUUGUGCUCAUGCGAUGGUUGCUCAAUCUACUGCGAAUUAGCAAAACACCAAUGUAAAAUAAAAAUAAUUUUUGCACGUUUUUAAUGCGCAUAUUAGCAUAUUUAAGUAAAUAUAUUUUUUUAAUAUCUAAGGACGCUGUGACAUCUUGUUGCACGGACAUUUCAAAUAAGACAACGAUUUACCAAUCGGUAAUUACUUUUGGAGCACAACUCUAGUCCUGGUAUCCGGCCUAUAACUAACUAUACUGUUCAGAAGACUUAUUUUGAUUGGUAUAUUACCAUUGAUCUGCAGUUAGGAAUUGAGAUAGUUUAUUAAAGUCGGCCGUAACCCGUAAUUUAUAAUAAUUUGUUUCAACUGACAGCUGACUAGACGCGUCAAAUCCAUGACAAGGGCAAAUGGCUAAUAUUAUUAAUACAUUCAUCAAAAAUGUAGAUUAAAGAUCUAGUAGAAAAGUGGAGCUAGCCCGUCGUCUUGUGACUGGGCAUAACGUUGCGGUCGUAAAAAUGGAAUGAACGAGUGUACUUACUAUAAUAUUGUUUAAAAUUUUCACAAUGGUAUCUUCAAUCUUCAUAAAACAAGAGAAUAUACGUACAUAGGUAAUAUCAAUAUUUUUUAAUCCCUACAAAUGACCUCAAUAAACUCGCAUUAAUUUUGAAUGUGUUAAAUAAUUCUUGAUAUGCAAAACAAACUCUUAUAAGCCCAAUAUGCUUUGAUGCUCUAUAGAGAAAAUGACUCUAAAGUAAUGUAAAAACUUGGCAAGGAUUGAAAUACCUGCCUAAAACCUUUUGGUGAUUUAUAAGACUGCUACUAAAGAGUUUCUAAUAGAUUCUUUUUUUAUUUUUAUACGUGCAGUAAAGUGACUCUACUUCACCUGAUGGUAAGUGGAGUGGGGUCCAAUAGAAUAUGGACUGAUCAGAUAUUACCCCACCAUAGUCCAUAUAAAUAUGCCGGCUUGUUGGAGCCGCAUAUACACAGGCUGAUCCUGGAACGCGACACACUCACGUGGGCCAGUAUGGCAGGUUUUAUCACUUACGGUGGUCGCUGUCCGGGCGGAUAUAAAAUAUAUCCUACCAGCAAAAUAUGCACGUGGAUAAAAAAUGUGUGGGCACCUAACGUAAGUUUUUUUUAUUGUUUUUUUUUUUAAUAUUUGUAUUAUUGUGGCUGCAAGACAUGGAAUUAUUGCAAUAAAUAGUUUCAAUAUGACAAUAUUGGAUUAUGUAAUUAGUAAUAUAUAGGUUUUAUUUUUUAACAAGAUGUCAUCAGUUAUAUUAAAAUAAUCAUAGCCCUAUUUCCCGCCAGAAAUUGUCGUCGUUUUGUUAAGAAUUGUUGUCAGCACGAAAUAAAGUAAUAAAAAGUCGAAUUAAUAA
Messenger RNA from Manduca sexta (tobacco hornworm), 2532 nucleotides. Its product is annotated as lysozyme. The transcript is spliced from 5 exons. The record is from RefSeq and is a predicted model, not a curated record. Lineage: Eukaryota; Metazoa; Arthropoda; Insecta; Lepidoptera; Sphingidae. Gene Ontology annotation, molecular function: lysozyme activity. Bases 536 to 1012 code for a protein of 158 amino acids.